This is a messenger RNA of Plasmodium gallinaceum, 552 nucleotides long. RefSeq names its product conserved Plasmodium protein, unknown function. NCBI's taxonomy places the organism in Eukaryota, Apicomplexa, Aconoidasida, Haemosporida, Plasmodiidae. Gene Ontology annotation, cellular component: cytosol; nucleus. The record is from RefSeq and is a predicted model, not a curated record. The transcript has 8 exons. The coding region runs from base 1 to 552 and encodes 183 amino acids. Gene Ontology annotation, molecular function: protein-folding chaperone binding; Hsp90 protein binding. Gene Ontology annotation, biological process: protein folding; chaperone-mediated protein complex assembly.
AUGAUUAAAGUGUUGUUUUUUUUUUUAUUACUGUCUACUUUGUUUGGUUCUCAAAGUUUACAAAAACAAAUGCCAAUUAUUCGAUGGGGACAAAAUUCUUAUCAGCUUACAUUAAUUGUUUCUAUUCCAUUGAUUGAAAAAGAAGAAGUUAAAUUCAAUGAAAAUAAUAUAUAUCUAUCAGCUAUAAGUAAACAUGGUGAAGAGUACGAAUUAAAUUUAAAUUUGCUAAGAGAAAUAAUUCCAGAGAAAUGUUCUUAUGCUUUAUCAGAAUUAGGAUUGAAAUUAAAAGUUUACAAAAAAGCAAAAGAACCUUGCUGGAUACGUUUAACGAAAGAACAACAUAAAAAUAAUUUUUUAAUUAAAGACAAAAAACUUAGUGAUGCAAAUGAUUGUGAAGAAGCAAAGGAUACUUGGCUUGAGAACUACAAGCUUUACAUAAGAAAAAAUAAUCCUCAAAAUAAUGAAAAACCAACUAAAAAAAAUGAUAUAGUACAGAAUAUAAUUGAGAAUUUAAAAAACGUUCAUCCAAAUUUUUCCCUACAUGAGUUCUAA